Messenger RNA from Anas platyrhynchos (mallard), 1132 nucleotides. RefSeq lists its product as uncharacterized. The record is from RefSeq and is a predicted model, not a curated record. Lineage: Eukaryota; Metazoa; Chordata; Aves; Anseriformes; Anatidae.
GUCCUGAGUGUCUCCGCAGUGAGCGGCGGUGUUGUGACGGGACGUGGGACGUGGGAGGUUCCCGGGGCCGCCUCCUCGGCCCUCGCCGCCUCUCCCGGGGGGGAACCUUAAAUCCCCGCCCGGCGCCACCCGGGCACUCGAGCUGGCAGCAUGUGGGCGAGCGGCAGCCUCCUGCUGGGGCUCCUGGCCCUGAGCACCCCGCUGCGCGCCGCGCCCGCCGCAGGGGUGCCCGGAGCAGCCUCCGCCGUCCCCGCGACUCGGCCGUGUCCGGAGGACGCCCUGCACCGGGAGGAGCCCGGCCCCGCAGCCGGGGGGCUGCAGCCGGGGGCAGAGCGGGGCAGCGCGGAGCAGCCCCCGCACGGGGCAUGGUUGGGGACCGGAGCUGAGAGUGGAGGGAAGCCCACGCCGGGGAGCAAACCUCUGCUGCGGGAGAAGCCAGAGACCGGGAGGAAACCCGGUGCGGGGAAGAAGCCGGCGUGCGGGGGGAAGGCGGAGGCUGGGGAAAAGCCAAAGACUGAGUCAAAGCCAGGGGCAGGGGGGGGAACGCAGAGCGCGGGGAAAACGGAGAGCAGGGAAAAGCCGGAGGCUGGGGGGAAGCCGGAGGGUGGGGAGACAGCUGUGGUGGCAGAGAAACCAGAGGUGGCAGGGAAACCAGAGGCUGGGGGGAAGCCGGAGAGUGGGGAGAAGCCCGAGGCGGGGGAGAAGCCCGAGUCUGACCACGGAGACAGCGAGGAGGGCGACGACAGCGACGACGACGAUGAUGAUGAUGACGACGAUGAGGAGGAGGAAGAGGAAAAGAAGCAUGAACAUGAGGGUGAGGAUGAUGAUGGCUACGAUGAUGAUGAUGAUGACUACGAUGACGAUGAUGAUGAAGAUGAAGGCGAGGGUGGCAAUCGCUAUAGAGAGGAUGACAGAUACAGUGACGAUGAUGAUGGUGAAGAAUAUGGUGGGGGUGACGGCAGUGACGACGCUUGGUGACCGAUGCUGCAAGGCCAGGAGCACCUGUGCCGGGUGGGCGUGUGGGGCAGCAGCCCCCUGCCCCCUGCCUUCGCCUCUGCCUCGCUCUGCCAGGGCUGGUCCUGGGCACCAGCGUCGCCUUGGGCAGGACCUUCUUGUUCCUAAUAAACCCCCC